CCGUCCUGGUUAUCUGGGUCCUCGGUCCUCGCCGGUCCGAUAAUAAUAGAAGGGCCUAUCAGGCCGAAGAGAAACUUCGAACCCCAGGGCCCUGGAAACCCUAAUUCUAGACAAAAGGAUCGCCCCUUCUUCAGGAAGAGAUGGAGAGCGUGAAGGCAGUACUAUCCGCAAUUGUGUUUAUAGCUGCUCAAAUCCCUCAUGUUUUGUCCUUUCCUACCACGACUCCUGCGUUUCUGUGGUCUCCACACCAUUUGGGAUCAUCUCAAUAUGGUGUUAAAGAAGUUGUUGACUACCGCACAAUUUCCCCAAAGAAUUUAGCUAAAUCAGUUCUGUCUGAAGGUGGUUGGUCAAACAUGGUGUGCUCUGGGGAGGACCUUCAUGAGAAUGUGGAUGUUGCAUUUGUUUUUGUUGGGAGAAAGUUGCAAUCAUCAGAUAUCUCUAAAACUAAAUACCUGGAUCAAGUUUUGCUUGACAUGUUAAAGCUCUCAUUCACAAGUUCAAAUUUUUCUAUGGCAUUUCCAUAUGUGGCCGUAUCAGAGGAAAAUGACACACUGGAAAAUUCUUUGAUAUCGGGAUUUGCUGAAAAUUGUGGGCAUGGAUUAAAAGUGAAUCAUAUUGCUUACUUGGACUCUUGUUCUGUUAAUGGCAAAGACCUUAAGAAGCUUCAAGGCCUGCAUUCAGUACAUGACUUCGUGAGAUCAAGGAUGGAAACAAGAGUAAAUGGGCAGACGGAUCUGAUUGUUUUCUGCAAUGGGGGCUCUGAGGAAUUGGAUACCACCCAGUCAGAAGGGGAGGUUUUAUCUGAACUAAUCAGUUCACUGGAGCAGUCUGGUGCCACAUAUGCAAUUCUUUAUGCUUCUGAGCCGUUUAGGUCACUUCAAUACCCUACUCACCUGUCUUUGAGUAGGUUUCUUGCAGAAGACACCAGUGGCAAUGGUUCAGCUAAUUCUACCUUUUGUGAUGGAGUUUGUCAAAUUAAAACAUCACUUCUGGAAGGGGUUUUUGUCGGGAUUGUUCUGCUCAUAAUAUUAAUAUCAGGUCUGUGCUGUAUGAUGGGUAUUGACACUCCUACAAGAUUUGAGACUCCGCAAGAAUCCUGAUGUGUCUUUUGGAAAGAGUUCAUUGUGCUAACCAGGUGGAAUCCUUAGACAUAAGACAGAUACAUGCGGAAUGUGGUUCAUAUAUCUGAAUUGUUGUCUAGUGUUGUACCUUCUCAUUUGUAAGGUGCCUUUUUUGGCCUUCUAUUCAAUAAUCCACUGCCUGAGACAGCCAAUGUUUACGACUUCAAUAUGAGCUCUCUUUUAAGAUUUCAAGACCUGGAAAUAUUUUUGGAUAAAGUUCAAUGUACAGGGCUUCUGUUGUACUAUGAUUUUGUGCUGCUUUGUCUUUGAUUACCAGAACCAGAAGUUUACACAUUAAGCUUGAUUUUUUGUUUGAUUGCUCGACAGGAAGAUGGUUCAUAACAUACAUGAACCAAUGAAAUAGUAUUAGUUAUCCAUUA
Messenger RNA from Phoenix dactylifera (date palm), 1501 nucleotides. RefSeq lists its product as uncharacterized. NCBI's taxonomy places the organism in Eukaryota, Viridiplantae, Streptophyta, Magnoliopsida, Arecales, Arecaceae. The record is from RefSeq and is a predicted model, not a curated record.